Molecule: messenger RNA, 582 nt
Organism: Triticum turgidum subsp. durum (durum wheat)
Lineage: Eukaryota; Viridiplantae; Streptophyta; Magnoliopsida; Poales; Poaceae
Source: the annotation of a GenBank genome assembly
AUGAUUGGACGGGGAGGCUUUGGCAAAGUUUACAAGGGAACACUAGGCGAUCAGGAAAUUGCUGUCAAACGGCUAAAUAAGGAUUCUCAACAAGGAACAAAUGAAUUCAGAAAUGAAGUAAUACUUAUUGCCAAACUUCAACAUAGAAAUUUGGUUCGACUUCUUGGAUGUUGUGACGAGGGAGAUGAAAAGUUGUUGAUUUAUGAGUAUUUGUCUAAUAGAAGCUUAGAUGCCACCCUUUUCGAUGAUUCAAGGAAAUUGUUGCUGGAUUGGGGAACACGUUUAAAUAUAAUCAAAGGUGUCGCCAGGGGGCUUCUUUAUCUCCACCAAGAUUCAAGGCCGACCAUAAUUCACAGAGAUCUCAAAGCCGGAAAUGUUUUGCUAGAUGCACAGAUGAAGCCCAAGAUGGCAGAUUUUGGUAUGGCGAGGAUCUUCGGUGAUAACCAGGAAAACGCAAACACCCAACAUGUCGUCGGAACAUAUGGCUACAUGGCUCCCGAGUACGCAAUGGAAGGCGUCAUCUCUACCAAGUCCGACAUCUAUAGUUUUGGCGUGUUGCUAUUGGAGAUUGUAACCGGAUGA